Molecule: messenger RNA, 2135 nt
Organism: Pterocles gutturalis (yellow-throated sandgrouse)
Lineage: Eukaryota; Metazoa; Chordata; Aves; Pterocliformes; Pteroclidae
Gene: HMMR
Product: hyaluronan-mediated motility receptor (RHAMM)
Exons: 17
Cellular component (GO): membrane
Molecular function (GO): hyaluronic acid binding
Source: RefSeq, a predicted model, not a curated record
UAUGUACCCCCCUGUGAGGAUCCUAUGGUGUUAAAUCUCCAGAUGCAUUGAGAAGUUUUCUGUCUUGUGAGACACGUCAAGGGGUUAGGAAACAGAAGAGUGAGACAAAUGUGAACAAUGAGAAGAAUGCACCUACCCCUGUAGCUGGAAGGAGACUCGCAGCUCUUGGAACAACACCAUCUAAACAGACUCUGAAGCCUAAAAAAGAUCUUACCCUUAUGAAGGAGAAAAAGAAACGGAAUACACUGGAGAAAGAGAUUCGUGCAUUAGUGAGAGAGUAUGGAGAGCAGAGUAAAAAACUUGAGGCUCUGGAGGAGGCUUUUGCUAAGAUGGAAGCAAAGUUCAAGUCUUCAGUUCGGGAGAAAACAUCUCUUUUGGCAAAUGUUGCUUGUCUAAAAAAACAGAUUCUGGAAGUAACAAGGAUCAAUGAACUACUGAAGUCAAAGCUGUCUGAAGAUGGUGUUGAGAAGAAGAUGAGCAGCCUAUGCCAGGAAUUAAUGAAGCUCAGAAACAAGAGGGAUGGUAAGGAAAAGGCUGCACUUGCAAAGCAGGAAGACAUGGAAAUGAAGCUGCCAGAAGUGCAAAGGAAUCUUGAGCAUUCAAAAGGAGAAGUAGCACAGUUAGAAGAAAAACUGUCUGCUACUGAGAGAGAGAAAGUGGAAGAGAAGUCUGACACAGAAAAACUCCUGGAAUAUAUCACGGAGCUCAGUGGUGUUGCAGAAACAGUUGAGAAAUACAAACUAGAUGUUGCCCAGAUGGAGGAGACACUGAUGAAGAAAGACCAAGAAAUCGAGAUCCUGAUGGAUACCCUCAAAACAAAAGAGGAAGAAUCAUUUAAAAUUAUAGAAGAACUGACUGAAAGGUGUGAAUUGCUGCAGCAAGAAAAAGAGAAAGAGUUGUCUGAGAGCAGAAGAAAAUUCCUGAUUAUGAAUGCUGAAAUAGGAGACCUGAAGAAAAAAAUUGUCUUAGAAGAACAAGCACACCAAAAACUGCUUCAGAAACAUGAGGAGAUGGUCUCUCAGCUGCAGCAAGAGAAGGAGUCAUCGGCAUCAAUGCACCAGGAGUUACUACAGUUGAAAGACGAGGUAACAAGUGAAAGACAUCUUCUUCAAGAGGAGCUGAAUGACACAAUGAAUGAGCUGAAUAAAUUACAUGCUAAGGAGAAGAAAGCUGAGAAGUUGGUGAAGCGGUUGGAACAAGAAAUCAAAUCUCAAGCUCUUGAACUUGGGCAGAUGGAAGUAAAGUUGAAAGGGAAGAAUGCUGAGUUGGAGCAAAUCAAUGAAAUGCGCAGCAAUGCUGUUUUGCAAAUCCAAGAAGAACAUAGCAAUACAUUGCGUAAACUUGGAGAGACUGUUGCUGAGUUUGAAAGUUACAAGAAGACAGUAGCUGAAGAAAUAAGCAGUCUUAAGCUGGAGAACACCUCACUGCAAGAAGAAGUUGCCGACCUAAAAAAAAUAGGCCAAGUUAAUCUACAGCUGCUUCAGGAAGCAGAGAAUACGAAAAACAAAGCAAAAGAAGAAUGUGCAAGGAUGCUUUUAGAAGUCCAGACAAAGCUUGCACUGAAAGAAGCAGAAGCGGAGAGCACAAAAGAGUCUUGCCUUGCACACAUGGCUAAACUUCAGGAAAAGCUCGAAGAGCGAACUGAAGAUCUGAAAAGAAAACUUGAAAUGGAAAGAUCAAGGAAACAUGAAGAUGUGACCACUAGCUUAAAAGAAGAAGUAAAGACCUGGCGUAAACUAUAUGAAGAUUUACAUAACAAAACUAAGCCUUUUCAGCAACAACUGGACGCGUAUGAAGCAGAGAAGAACGUGCUCUUAAAUGAGCAUGGUGCAGCCCAAGAAGAACUGAAUAAACUAAGCGAUGCGUAUGCUAAACUACUUGGCCACCAGAACCAGAAGCAAAAAAUCAAGCAUGUUAUGAAGUUGAAAGAAGAGAAUACCCACCUGAAGCAGGAUGUUUCAAAACUGCGUGCAUUGCUAGCAAAAGAAAAGCAAACCAGUGGGGAUCUUCAGGAACAACUAUAUACGAUUCAGAGCAUUAGGCACUUUGAUCCUGCCAAAGGUUUCCAGCACGAUAGCAAGGAAAAUAUUCCUCCAAAAACUCCUUUUAAAGAAGGUAACAAAACCAAAAUGUAA